Messenger RNA from Heteronotia binoei (common prickly gecko), 957 nucleotides. Its product is annotated as olfactory receptor 2G3-like. The transcript has a single exon. Bases 1 to 957 code for a protein of 318 amino acids. Gene Ontology annotation, cellular component: membrane. Gene Ontology annotation, biological process: G protein-coupled receptor signaling pathway. Gene Ontology annotation, molecular function: G protein-coupled receptor activity; olfactory receptor activity. NCBI's taxonomy places the organism in Eukaryota, Metazoa, Chordata, Lepidosauria, Squamata, Gekkonidae. The record is from RefSeq and is a predicted model, not a curated record.
AUGAAAUACAGUGAGGCCUUAUGGGAACACCUUAAUCUAAGUCACCAAGGAGAAUUCAUCUUGUUGGGAGUGGCUGACCGUCCACACUUGGAGAUGUUGCUUUUUGCACUCGUCCUGAUCUGCUACACGAUGACCCUCCUAGGCAACACAACUAUCAUUGUUCUAUCUUGGAUAGAUCCAAACCUCCACACUCCUAUGUAUUUCUUCCUUGCAAACCUCUCCUUCCUUGACCUCUGUUUCACCACCAGCCUUGGACCGCAGAUGCUGGUGAAUUUUUGGAGAAUAAGGAAGACCAUCACCUAUGCUGCCUGUGUGGGACAGCUGUACAUCUCUCUAGCUUUGGGCUCUACAGAGUGUAUUCUGUUAGCAUUCAUGGCUUAUGACCGGUAUGCAGCUGUCUGUCAACCUCUGCACUACACAGUCAUUAUGAGCCAGUCCCUGUGUUUUAAAAUGGCUGCUGUUUCAUGGGUGAGCGGCUUUGGCAACUCACUGGUGCAAUCAGUGAUGACUCUUAAACUCCCAUUGUGUGGACAGAACAAGGUGGAUCAUUUUUUCUGUGAAGUACCAGCUUUUCUCAAACUGGCCUGUGUGGAUACUUCAGUGAAUGAAGCUGUGCUUUUUUCUGCCAGUGUAGUCUUCCUCCUAGUUCCACUGAGCCUCAUCAUAGUCUCUUAUGGUUACAUUACAGUUGCAGUGGUGAGGAUCCGCUCAGCUGAAGGCAGGCGCAAGGCUUUCAACACCUGUGCCUCGCACCUCAUUGUGGUUUCACUCUUCUAUGGCACUGCCAUUUUCAGUUAUCUCCAAUCCCCGUCCAACUACUCCCGUGACCGAGGCAAGAUGAUCUCCCUCUUCUAUACGUAUGUCACCACCAUGCUUAACCCAUUAAUCUAUACACUGAGGAACAAAGAGGUACACAGAGCUCUAAGAAAAGCAAUUAACAGGAAUGCAACAAUGUAG